CCCCCCUUCCCACCUUGUGUGAGCUAUUCUGCCGCGCACUAGACCCCAGAACCUUCCUCUGACAGCUCCGCUCCUUCCCCGCUUACCCUAUUCUUCCUUCUCAACCAUCUCCUCGCUCUCAUCAAUUGAUCACUUGCUCCUCCAAAUAUCUUUUUUUCCUCCGCCCUGUAUCUUGUUUAUUAACAAUAUGGCUCUCGCAACACCAAAACACAAAUUUUUGGUCUGGGGAGGAAAUGGAUGGGUUGCUGGCCACUUGAAGACAAUUCUCGAAAGUCAGGGCAAAGAGGUUCUGACCACAACUGUGAGAAUGGAAGACCGCGAAUCCGUUCUAAAGCUGCUUGAUGAGGUCAAGCCUACCCAUGUUCUCAACGCUGCUGGUUGCACCGGAAGACCUAAUGUCGAUUGGUGCGAGGAUAACAAGGAGGCUACCAUUCGUUCUAAUGUGAUUGGUACCUUGAACCUGACCGAUUGCUGUUUCUUGAGAAAAAUCCAUUGUACCGUGUUUGCCACCGGAUGCGUUUACCACUACGACGAUAAGCAUCCCAUUGGUGGCGCAAGUUUCAAGGAGGAAGAUCCAGCGAACUUUGAUGGAUCUUUCUACUCGGCUACCAAGUCCAGGGUUGAGGAGAUCUUGAUCCACUAUCCCAAUGUCUUGAUCCUUAGACUUAGGAUGCCCGUUUCGGAUGACUUGCACGGAAGAAACUUUGUUACUAAGAUUACCAAAUAUGACCGAGUUGUUGAUAUCCCUAACUCAAACACAAUCCUCACAGACCUCCUUCCGGCGUCCAUCAUUCUUGCUGAGAACAAUGAGCUUGGAGUUUAUAACUUUACCAACCCUGGCGCUAUUUCGCACAACGAAGUUCUUGCUCUGUUCAAGAAGCAUGUCCGCCCUUCUUUUGAAUGGAAGAACUUCUCUGUUGAGGAGCAGAGUAAGGUUAUCAAGGCUGGCAGGUCUAACUGUGAACUUGACUCCACCAAGCUCGUCAACAAGCUCAAGGAAUACAACUACACGGUCCCCGAAAUUCAUGAGGCUUAUGAGCAGUGCUUCAUUCGUAUGGCUAAGAAUGGAGAGAAAUAGGCUACCGAUUCGAGGAGCUGCUGAUUCCAACCCUUUAUUGUUCUUUGUAGUUUGGAAUUUUAUUUCUGUUGAGCUGAA
Tuber melanosporum (Perigord truffle) is the source of this 1156-nucleotide messenger RNA. RefSeq lists its product as uncharacterized. The transcript is spliced from 6 exons. Gene Ontology annotation, cellular component: methionine adenosyltransferase complex. Gene Ontology annotation, molecular function: methionine adenosyltransferase regulator activity. Bases 188 to 1078 code for a protein of 296 amino acids. The record is from RefSeq and is a predicted model, not a curated record. NCBI's taxonomy places the organism in Eukaryota, Fungi, Ascomycota, Pezizomycetes, Pezizales, Tuberaceae. Gene Ontology annotation, biological process: S-adenosylmethionine biosynthetic process.